AUUCAGACGUGCCAUGCAUGUCAAUGGUGGGAAUACAGAGAAUGCGACUCCACUCGAUUACAUAAUGCAUUUUGUUUCAUUUUUCUGGAAGGUGCUAGGAGCGUGUGUUCCACCUCCAUCUUUUCUCAACACAAAUGGCAUUAUCUCACUUAUAACAGGCUUGGUCUUAGUUGGUAUCGUCAUGGCAACGCUGGUCGACAUGACGAAGACAUUUGGAUGUAUGGUUGGGCUCAAUGAUUCAGUCACUGCAGUCACAUUCACAUCAGUCUUCAUAUCGUUGGGUACAAGUGUACCUGACUUAAUGGCCAAUAGACUAGCAGCGAAAAGUGAUAAAUAUGCGGAUUCUUCUAUUGGCGUUACCAUGGGCAACAGUGCAGUUAUGGUGUAUCUCGGUCUUGGUCUGCCGUGGCUGUUGUCAUCAAUCUACUGGACAUCUAAGGGCCGAUAUUUUGAGAUUCCCAUCGAUACAUUAAUAGUGAGCAUCCCAGUCUAUUGUAUGUUCGCUAUCAUAUGCAUUGGUAUACUUGUACUAAGAAGGCUACUACCUGCAUGCGGCAAUGCUGAGCUCGGUGGACCCGCUGUGCCUAAACUGAUAUCUGGCCUCAUACUCAUAAUACUGUGGUUGAUGUUUGUCAUAUUUACUGCACUUUAUGCCGAUGGGGUAUUUUCUUUUAUUUCCACUUAGAUAUUCCAAAGCUCCCAAUAUUAUUUAUAACGGGAGAUGUGUGCAAUGUUAAAUAUAGUGAAUUAGGUUUUGUAUUGUCGUCGAAUUCACCAACAUCUCAAACAGAAUUGGUCAACAUUUACUGUGGCAGCGAAGAGAUGUUUCAGUGUUGUUUUGUAAUUUAUUGAUAUAAUAAUAAAUUAAACAUAACCGUUGUUGAGUAGAAACA
Molecule: messenger RNA, 893 nt
Organism: Saccoglossus kowalevskii
Lineage: Eukaryota; Metazoa; Hemichordata; Enteropneusta; Harrimaniidae
Product: sodium/calcium exchanger 3-like
Biological process (GO): sodium ion transmembrane transport; cell communication; calcium ion import across plasma membrane
Cellular component (GO): postsynapse; sarcolemma; axon
Molecular function (GO): calcium:sodium antiporter activity
Source: RefSeq, a predicted model, not a curated record